Molecule: messenger RNA, 819 nt
Organism: Xiphias gladius (swordfish)
Lineage: Eukaryota; Metazoa; Chordata; Actinopteri; Istiophoriformes; Xiphiidae
Product: progestin and adipoQ receptor family member 4
Exons: 3
Coding region: 1-819 (272 amino acids)
Cellular component (GO): membrane
Molecular function (GO): signaling receptor activity
Source: RefSeq, a predicted model, not a curated record
AUGGCGCUUUACAAAGGGCCGCGGCUGUUGGACUUUACAAAGACCCCUCCACACCUUCAGUUCAACAAAUAUGUCCUGACGGGUUACCGGCCAGUGUCCACGGCUCAGGAGUGCGUCAGGAGCCUCUUCUACAUGCACAAUGAGCUGGGGAACAUUUACACCCAUGGCAUCCCUUUUUUCCUUUUCUUGGUGCUACUGCCUUUCAGCAUCCCCUGGAUGGAGGUGGACAGCGUCUGGAUUUGUGUGGUCCACUAUUUGGCCUGCCUCUGCCCCACCGUGGGCUCUGUGGUCUACCAUAUGUUCAUGAACCAUGUAGGAGGAGAACAUGUGUAUGACACCCUGCUCUCCCUGGACAUGUUCGGGGUCUGCCUGGUUAACACCCUGGGAGCACUUCCCAUCAUUCACAUCACCCUUCUUUGCUACCCAACCAUGCAACAGGCUUCCUUGCUGGCCUACAUCCUCCUGUCAGCCUACGGGAUCUACUGUGCCACCACGGCACGCACUAACGUCCUGCGCCUGCGAGCUUUCCUCUGGCAGGCCUUGUUCCGCUUCAGCCUCUUCCUGUUCCGGGUGUACGGCAGCGGCGUGGGCAGCCCAAACUCCCUGCGCCUCUUUGUCAUCAUGGACUCUCUGGCUGUACUGGGAGGGCUGGUCAACAUCAUCCAGAUCCCUGAGCGCUUCAGCCCAGGCCUGUUUGACAACUGGGGCAACAGCCACCAGAUAAUGCACGUCAUGGUUAUUUGCUCAAUUAUCUACCUGCACUGGGGCACUCUGGAGGAUUUAGCCUGGAUUAAGUCCUACCAGUGUCCUGCUGAGUGA